Episyrphus balteatus (marmalade hoverfly) is the source of this 1801-nucleotide messenger RNA. RefSeq lists its product as uncharacterized. NCBI's taxonomy places the organism in Eukaryota, Metazoa, Arthropoda, Insecta, Diptera, Syrphidae. Gene Ontology annotation, biological process: regulation of transcription by RNA polymerase II. The record is from RefSeq and is a predicted model, not a curated record. Bases 147 to 1580 code for a protein of 477 amino acids. Gene Ontology annotation, cellular component: nucleus; transcription regulator complex. The transcript is spliced from 5 exons.
UUCCUUAUGACAUUCCAUAAAAGAUACUUUCAAAAAGGAGUCACUAAUUUGUAUGUUUAUUUCCUCCAAAAUAUUUAUUUAAUCAAUUAAAAUAAUCACAACAAAGUCUUCAUAAAUCAUCACAAACAAAUACUUCCAUUUAAAUCAUGGACACAAUCCCAAUGGAAACACCCAUCGAACAAUAUGAAGAAGAACCACCAGAUAAUAAAAUAUUCCCACAAUCCAAUGAGUCUUGUUCAGAUAGUCAAGAUCAAAAUCCUAGCAAUUUCAAUCGUGAAUUAGAAUCAAAACAAAUUGUUUUAAUCACACUUGUCUCCCAAGAACCAGCAAUAUUCAAUUCGAAACAUGAUGACUAUCGAAAUAUUCCCAAAAAAGAUGAACUAUGGUUGGCAAUGUCCAAGCAAGUUGGAUGGCCAGAUAUAUACUGUAAGAAUAAAUGGAAGGCAAUUAGGGACCAAUAUUGCAGAGAAUUGAAACGAACUCGAGCCAAUUCGAAUGCCAAAAUUAAAUGGAAGUAUUUUAAACACUUGGAGUUCUUGAGACCUUAUGCUCUGGCUAGGAACUAUCGAACGAAAACAAAUAAAAAACAAGUAAAUUCUCAAAGUUCGAUUGGAUAUCAAGAGGAAUCUUCCUCAAAUACUCAAGAAGAAUCCUCCAUAAAAACCGAACACGAUAUAAAUUCCAGAAUAAAAACAGAAGAUUGGAGUCUUUGUGGAGAUAAUUCGGAUUUCCUCAAUGAAAACGGCGACAUAACAUCACAAAUCAUAAUGCAAUUAUCCCAGCAAUCCUCAGGAGAACUACAACAAGAACUACAAGAUGAUGACGAUGAUGACCCAAUUCAUACAUUCCUUAAUAUCGAAAGUUAUUUUGAAAAAGAACUCAUAACAUUGGUCUAUAAGACACCUUUUUUGUAUGAUUUUUCACAUUUUAACUACAGGAACACCAAAACAAAAGUAGCAGCUUGGGAAGAGAUUGCUAGAAAACUUAAAAGAACUGUGCGACAAUGUCGUUUGAAAUGGAAAGCCCUCCGAGAUCAAUUCAUUCGAGAACACAAACGACUAAAAAAUGUGGUUUUUUGUAAGAAUCUUCCCCGUUGGAAGCACUACGAUGCAAUGUGCUUCCUUGAACCAUUUGUCAGGGAUAGGAUCGAACAAAAUCCCAACACUUCCUUAAGUGAGAUUCCAAUUCAAAGUUUUGAAGAAGAAGAUAUGAUAAAUUUCCCAAAUGAAAUUGAAGGAGGAACUACUAACGAUAUGACUCAUUACAAUAUAUUAGCUGGUGAUGAUGAUACUUCAAGAAUGUAUUCAGAACGUUUAUAUUCUCCCAAACAGAGUACAGAUUGUCAGCAGGAAAAACUUGAAUGCAAUCAAGGUGAAAAAACUAAUCACCUUGUAAUAGAACAAAUCACCGAAGUUACUGAGGCACAAUCUUCUUCGAUUGAUAUGGAAAUUGAUGAUGAAGUUGGUGCUUUUUUUAAAGCAGUAGCAAUGAAAAUACGCAAAGCUAAUAUGUCAGCUGUAGCAUUUACAGAUUUACAAAUUGAUAUACUCAAAGUUAUUACAAAUGCAUUAAAAGAUUAAGUAGUUUUUAAGAAUAUUUGUUUUUUUUUUUUCUAACUUCCAUUGUUUUAUAAAAACCCAGAGUUGCUCGUUGCAUUACAAUUAGAAAUAAGUUAAAAUUUAUUUUUUUAGAAAUUUUAUUCAUGCUGGAAUUUUAGAUUGUUUUCUAAAUGAUCAGCUCAUCAUUCAUUAAAAUUAUGUUUAACAUCAUUAGUUUUUUAAUUACCCAGUAUUUUCAGUUA